AUGAAACGUUCCUGUCCCAGGCAUCAUGAAGCUGUUCCUGGCCGAGACCUUUUCAACUACACAUCGGGACGAUGGAUCCGCGACGAGCAUCUCCGCAGGUCCCAACGCAGACGCCCGUUCAACGUCGCAGAACUGAAACGUCUCGCCGCCGCCGCGAUCAACGCCCCCGCAACCGCGGUCGCGAGCCUACAGAAACUCGGCGAGGGCGGCUUCAACCGCACCUUCCUCGUCACCAUGCGCGACGGCUUCCAGCUCGUCGCCCGCAUCCCCUACCCCGUCACCGAGCCCAAGUACCUCCUGGUCGCGAGCGAGGUCGCCACCAUCGAAUACCUCCGUCGGCCGGGGUUCCCCGUGCCCCGGAUCUACGGGUACUCGGCCACGGCGGACAACGCCGUGGGCACGGAGUAUAUCUUCAUGGAGUGCGCCGCGGGACGGCGCCUCACGGAUCGCUGGUUCGAUCUGUCGGAGCAGGAGCUGGCGGGGGUGGUGGAAAGGAUCGUGGAGCUGGAGGCCAGGCUGUUUGCCCUCGAUUUCCCCGCGAGUGGGAGUCUCUUCUUUGAGCGGGACUUGCAGUGCAUGGAGACGGUGCGAGUCGCGGAUGAGGCGGGUGCCGUGGGGGAGGGUCCGAUUUGCAUUGGGCCGGAUGUGACACGGGCGUUGUGGUUGGGAAAACGCCGGAUCUUGCCGGUGCAUCGUGGACCAUACACGAGCCCCCUGGAUGUCUUGGCUGCCGGGGCUAGGAAGGAGAUUGCAUAUCUCGAGGAAUAUGGUCAGCCCGUGCGAGCAUCGAAGCUUCUCCCCGCGAAUCGAUCAUACAAGCAGUCACCUAGGGACCAUGUCAAGAAUCUCAGCGACUACCUCCGGGUUGCGCCGUACUUGGUCCCGAGCGACGCGUCCUUGACACGACACACGAUUCGGCAUCCAGACCUGCAACCCAGCAACAUAUUUGUCAAUGAGGACCUGGAAAUUACGGGCCUGAUCGAUUGGCAGUAUAGCACUAUCCGCCCGCUGUUCCUGCAAUGCGGGGUCCCGACCAACUUUCAAAGCGCGGAUGGCGAUAUCCCCAGCCUACUGCAGGAACCGAGAUUGCCGGAAGGGCUCGACAGGCUGAGCGAAGCAGACCAACAUUGCGAGCGAGAGCUCUUCCGAAGCCGCUGGCUGCAUUAUUGCUAUCUCACGGCGACGGCCAAGCUGAACCCGUCCCAUCAGGCCGCCCUGACGGGGGACUUGGGAGUCUUGCGGCGGAGGUUGUGCCACCAGGCGGCCGUUCCCUGGGAUGGGGAUAAUGUCACCCUCAAGGCCGAUUUGAUUCAGUUGACGAUGAAUUGGGAUCGGCUUGUGCGAUCGGAAGAUGCGGACGCUUCAGCCUGUCCGAUCGCGUAUAGUCAAGACGAGGUGAAUGAGUGUCUGCAGUUGAACACUGCGCAGGUGGAGUUGAAUGAGCAAGAGCAGCUGUCGAGGGAGGUAUUGGGUGUUGGAUCUGAGGGAUGGGUGGCUGCUGAGCGAUACGAAAACGUCAAGGCAUGCGAAGAGGUUUUGAAGGUUGAUGAAAUGUCUGUUGUCGAUACUAGUAAAGAGAGCAUUUUAGGGUAGUGGUGGGCUAGAAGAUUGGGCAAGUGGGUGGCCUGUUGUGCGAUGGUCGCAUUGAACUAUGAUAAGCGGUUAGCUGAAAUAGGCUUCAUCGGUUGGUGGUCCUUGAUGGGCGAACUCCAGAAGACAAGAUCUCACUAUCAAAUCCUGCGGUGAAGUCUUUAUUCGAUCCGUCUUCAGGCAAAACAGAUCAAGAAGUUCGAUGCGCUAGGAUGGACUCUGAGAGACCUCAUCGAGUGUUAUUAGUGUAGUUUGACAUUUCAAUGGGAUCUUCGAUCGGCGAC
Molecule: messenger RNA, 1874 nt
Organism: Aspergillus aculeatinus CBS 121060
Lineage: Eukaryota; Fungi; Ascomycota; Eurotiomycetes; Eurotiales; Aspergillaceae
Product: phosphotransferase family protein
Exons: 4
Coding region: 1-1593 (530 amino acids)
Cellular component (GO): mitochondrion
Source: RefSeq, a predicted model, not a curated record